ACCGCUUGUGAUAAAUACCGCAACCACGCCAUCACUUCCUUCAAACUUCCACCUCAUACAAAACAAUUCCAACAUACUUUUCUUCUCUUUUCUCCAUUCGUUCUUCUUAAAACUCUCUGCUUUUUUUUCUCUCCUUUCAUUCCCAACUUCACUUCUCUUACAUACUCUGAUAUGAAGCUCACAGCCUCGCUCCUACUAUUCACUUUUGCUUUGGUGUUAACCACCACCACUGCAUCAGAUCCUGAUCCUCUUCAAGACCUCUGUGUCGCUGAUCUUGCCUCAGCUGUUAAAGUGAAUGGAUUCACCUGCAAAGAUGCUGCGAAGGUAAAUGCGACUGAUUUCUUCUCAAACAUAUUAGCGAAAGCAGGUGCGACAAACAACACCUAUGGGUCCUUGGUGACUGCAGCCAAUGUUCAGAAAAUCCCAGGACUGAACACCCUUGGUGUAUCUAUGUCACGAAUUGACUAUGCUCCAGGUGGGAUCAACCCUCCUCACACGCACCCACGUGCCACCGAGAUUGUGUUUGUGAUGGAAGGAACACUCGAUGUGGGAUUCAUAACCACAGCCAAUGUGCUCAUAUCAAAGACCAUCACCAAGGGUGAGACUUUUGUGUUCCCAAAAGGCUUAGUUCAUUUCCAAAAGAACAAUGCGAAGGAACCUGCUUCGGUCAUUGCAGCCUUCAACAGUCAAUUGCCUGGCACACAGUCCAUUGCUCUCACCCUCUUUACAGCCACACCACCUGUUCCAGACAAUGUCUUGACCAAGGCCUUCCAGAUUGGUACCAAGGAGGUUGAGAAAAUCAAGACCAGGCUUGCACCUAAGAAAUAAUUUAUGUUUGAAUCUGCUUCUGUUAUCUCUGCCAUUGCUCUUUCACGCUUCUUCUGUCUUCUCCUUGUUGCUUUACGAUUCAUGUUUGUUGGAAAAUCAUAAAGGAUUUAGAAUGUGAGUGAAUGGGGUAUAUUCAUUUCUUUGAUAAUUGCAAUUUGAAAUAUCCACGCACGCUUCUUAUUUUCUUAAUAAAAUCUUUCAUUAGUGG
Messenger RNA from Vigna angularis (adzuki bean), 1036 nucleotides. Its product is annotated as rhicadhesin receptor. Gene Ontology annotation, biological process: plasmodesmata-mediated intercellular transport; regulation of root development. The record is from RefSeq and is a predicted model, not a curated record. The transcript is spliced from 2 exons. Gene Ontology annotation, molecular function: manganese ion binding. Bases 172 to 828 code for a protein of 218 amino acids. Gene Ontology annotation, cellular component: cell wall; plasmodesma. NCBI's taxonomy places the organism in Eukaryota, Viridiplantae, Streptophyta, Magnoliopsida, Fabales, Fabaceae.